AUGUCAAUCCCCAUCCUACAAUCGAAAGAAUCUAGACCUGUAGGCACAAUUAAGGAACAAACUGCGCCGCAUGCAUCAAGCACGUGCAAUAAGCCACUGUCAAGAAAUGCCUCGAGAUCUUCCAUCGAACAAAAGUCAGAAACAAGACGCAUUGUCUGUGAUUUUCCAUGA
Messenger RNA from Sclerotinia sclerotiorum 1980 UF-70, 171 nucleotides. RefSeq lists its product with no specific name. The transcript has a single exon. The record is from RefSeq and is a predicted model, not a curated record. NCBI's taxonomy places the organism in Eukaryota, Fungi, Ascomycota, Leotiomycetes, Helotiales, Sclerotiniaceae. The coding region runs from base 1 to 171 and encodes 56 amino acids.